AUGAGAGGAUUCCUGGCGGAAUUCAAAAAAUCUGUCACAAAGGAGUUAGACAAACUCUUAAUCCCGAUACAGGAAGGCAUGGCAGACCUCAUGGCCUGGGCCCAGGAGACUAAACACAAAAUGGAGGAGAUAGCGGAGGCAGUGAACUCACAUGACACUGACCUGCAAGAGCUCCGGGAACAACUGCAACUCAUGGAAGAAGCAAAAGAAGACCUCAGCAACAGGACCUGCUGGAACAACAUCCGGGUGAGGGGCCUACUGGAAUCGGUGUCCACUCUCAUGACAGUGUUCCAGACCCUCCUACCAGCAGCAACAGUGGUGGAUCUCCUCAUGGACCGUGCCUAUCAAGCCCUGCGAGCCCCCAGCGUGAACCAAACGCUCCCAUAG
Molecule: messenger RNA, 387 nt
Organism: Pelobates cultripes (western spadefoot toad)
Lineage: Eukaryota; Metazoa; Chordata; Amphibia; Anura; Pelobatidae
Source: the annotation of a GenBank genome assembly